AGCAAAAUGCUCCAUCUUCUCUUUGACAUUGAAAUCUUCCUUGCAUAGUUUUUUAGGUCUGGAUGAAACGAGAACUUACGACGUCUUAUUCUUUCUCUUUCAGCACUUCAGAGCGGUAGCUCUCGUGCCUUAUUGUUAUUUCAGCAUUUUUUUUUCCUACAUUAACAUUUCAAAUUAAAGCCACAUAGUCAUGGCCAUGCUGCGGUUCCAAAGCGAAUCUGUUGAGUCUAUCUCAUCUUCCCGCAGCCCUACAAACCGACCUGGAGGUGCGAAGGUGAGGUUCUGCUUGGCGACAAAGACCAUAUCACAUUUUCGCCUCGCAACCAUUUUUGCGUUUCACUGUCUCUUGUGUAGUGUGCAGAUGAAAUUUUCUGUACUAGCGCUCGGGCUCGAGCUAAGGAAAGCGGUAGCUGCAACGCCUGCUGCCGGAGGUACUAGUCCAGCUCUACUCGUGCCGCACGAACACCAUGUUGAGCAUAGUACUCUGAGUUCCACAGCCACUGCUGCAGCUUCUGUGAUUCAGCAUCCUGCCGCGGCCGCUCGGAGGCCGGUGCCGGCAGCUUUGCAGCAGGCAGACCUGCAGCAGCCUCAACAACCAGAAAUCAAUCCAAGCGGCCCCGCUGGACAACAACUUGGCGGCUCGCCAAAAUCCCCCGAUGCCACACGGUCGGACUUAGCAGCUUGGGCGAGGAGGCAUCAAACUACCGGAGGCGCAGCAGCAGGGUCUUUGCUGCUGAGCACGCAGUUGCACAGUCUGAUGCCCG
Messenger RNA from Amoebophrya sp. A120, 764 nucleotides. NCBI's taxonomy places the organism in Eukaryota, Dinophyceae, Syndiniales, Amoebophryaceae. The record is from the annotation of a GenBank genome assembly.